CACUGAGUCCGAAUCAAAACCGAAUUACUACCAUCCAUCCAUCUAUUUCAUUCCAAAAUCAAAAAAGUUGGAAUCUACUUGUUGGUGAUUUUACUGUAAUUAUUUCACGAAAUGGCAGUCGCAAAAAUCCCAUCGCUUAUUAAUUCGGCCCUGGCCCAGGCUCGACCCAAAUUCUACAUCUUCAUGAAAUAUGCACGAGUAGAACUAGCUCCACCCAAACUAAGUGAGAUUCCACAAAUCAAGGCUGGCUUAGGCAAACUUAUUACUAGUGCUAAAACUGGUGCCUGGAAGCAGCAGACAGUUAAACAAGCAACUCUUAACACAUUAGUUGGAGCAGAAGUUCUGUUUUGGUUCUACGUUGGAGAAUGUAUUGGUAAACGCCACAUCGUUGGAUACAAUGUUUAAUUAUGAGUAUUUAAGUGUAGAUAAUAAUAAUGUUCAGUAAAAUAAAUUAUUAAAUCAGC
Molecule: messenger RNA, 464 nt
Organism: Chilo suppressalis (striped riceborer)
Lineage: Eukaryota; Metazoa; Arthropoda; Insecta; Lepidoptera; Crambidae
Source: the annotation of a GenBank genome assembly